UCCGGACUUGGACUUUUCUCUUCGGAUUUGUGUCCCUGAGAUGGGCUCGGCCCGCGGCUGAGGUUCUGGUGAUGUUGGCCGUGGGUCAGAUGGACGGGUCCCGACAGAGCGCCUUCGUCCUCGGCAGCCCCCCCCUGGCCGCUCUACACAGCAUGGCGGAGAUGAAGACCCCCCUGUACCCGGCCUUCCCGCUCUCCUGCACCGGACCCGCGUCCUCCACCUCGCCGGCCACCACCUCCCCGAACCCGGGCGGCAUGGCCGCGUCCUCCCUGGGGAUCAAAACUUCGUCGGGCCCGUCGUCCGGACUCGGGUCGCCGCAGCAGAGCUCCUCCGCCACCCCGCACGGGAUUAACGACAUCCUGAACCGGCCGUCCGUGUCCGCGGCCUCGGCGGGGAUUCUGCCGGGUCUGCCCCGCUUCAGCAGCCUCAGCCCGCCGCCGCCGCCGGGACUCUACCUCAGCACGGCCGUGGCCCGGUACCCGAAGCCGCUGGCGGAGCUGCCGGGCCGGACGCCGAUCUUCUGGCCCGGGGUGAUGCAGAGCGCGCACUGGAGGGACGCCCGGUUCACCUGCUCGCCCCAUCAGAACUCGGUCCUGCUGGACAAGGACGGGAAACGGAAACACACGCGGCCCACCUUCUCCGGUCAGCAGAUCUUUGCUCUGGAAAAAACUUUUGAACAAACCAAAUAUCUGGCGGGACCCGAACGAGCCCGGCUGGCCUACUCCCUGGGCAUGACGGAGAGCCAGGUCAAGGUUUGGUUCCAGAACAGAAGGACGAAGUGGAGGAAGAAACACGCGGCGGAAAUGGCCUCGGCCAAAAAGAAGCAGGACUCAGAGACCGAGAGACUCAAAGCUUCGGACCAGGACGACGACGACUACAACAAGCCUCUGGACCCGAACUCGGACGACGAGAAAAUUACACAGCUGCUGAAAAAACACAAACCGGGGCCGUCGGUGCUGGUGCACAGCUCGGAGCCCGACAGCCCCUGAUCCGCACCGGCGGCCCUUUUGGCACAGAGACAGACGGGACCCGGGACCCGGGACCCGGGACUCGGACACUCCGGCGGAGGAGGGUGUAAAUAGAAACGUGAGUUGUGACGGUAGAAACGAUAAUUUAUGUGUAAAAACGUUCGGGACUUCCACGAGGCUCCCGGGAGGUUCGGGUCGGACUGCGGAGCCCGGAGGACUGUGAGGGUUCGGAUGGUUCCGGCACACGGUUCCUCUUCGGUUCUGACACUGAAUGGAUUCUGUAAGGCACUUUUAAUAA
Molecule: messenger RNA, 1266 nt
Organism: Thalassophryne amazonica
Lineage: Eukaryota; Metazoa; Chordata; Actinopteri; Batrachoidiformes; Batrachoididae
Gene: nkx6-1
Product: NK6 homeobox 1
Exons: 3
Coding region: 72-989 (305 amino acids)
Biological process (GO): regulation of transcription by RNA polymerase II; cell differentiation
Cellular component (GO): nucleus
Molecular function (GO): RNA polymerase II cis-regulatory region sequence-specific DNA binding; DNA-binding transcription factor activity, RNA polymerase II-specific
Source: RefSeq, a predicted model, not a curated record